AUAUAUACUGGGGUGGAUCAAUAUUUUUUAUGCAAUAUGAAGUAUAUUUUAUUAAUGCAAUAUGAAGUAUAUUUUAUAAUUCAAAUCUGAUGAAUGUGUUCGUGUAAUACCUUUCAUGAUUAACUUCAUGUUAAAUAUGGCUUAUAAAUAGAUGCUCAGUUAAAAGUACUGAAAUUCGGGGUUACAUAAAGAACUCGAGUAAAACAAUCUGCUAUAUACGUUUAUGAUGAUAUUUGUAAUGUUUGCGGAUUACCUCAUGGUUUCCCAAUCUUUUUUAAUUUGAUAUUGAAAUACAUUUGUUGAGAAGACAAGGCCAUAGGAAGGACAUUUUUUCACCUGAGUGGCCUAUCUACAAACGAUCUGGCGAUUGUAUUUUGUGUAUAUACAACAACCUGAAACGAAACAAAAAUGAAGAUAAAGUUUACGUUUGUAUGCUUGUUCCUUAUCAUUCUACACGUCUCUGCAAAAGAACCAAUAGAGUCAAAGGAUGACAGGAAGCUGACUACAGAUGAGAAUGAAGUUUCACGGCGUAGGGGAGUUGCGAUGAAAUGGGGAAUGUUUUAUCCUGAUAAAAUGACUGAGACCGAUCACAUGAUCUUUCUGGUUGUAUUUGGUACAUGCACCAUUGGCAUGUUGAUAAUAAUAGCUUUUUGUGUAUUCGCUAUGUUAUAUGCAUGUAUAGCGGUGUGCUGUUAUUACAGACGUCAAAGAGGACGGAGUGCAUCACAUGUUAUAACAACACAACAAAUCCUAUCACCGACAGCAGGUGAAACUGACCAACUAUUGAAUGGACAGAAGAAACAUGUAAAUUUUCAUAGAACUAUUGAUGGAACAUUGUCCAACAUUGCGAUGGAUAAACUAUCUGAGAUGAUGAAAUCAGUCGGUCUAUUAUAUUGGAAUAACGCACCAAGGGGGACGGUGAUCAGAAUUGGGUCAAAUUUUAUUUUGACUGCAUGGCACGUUAUUCAACCAAUUGUUUCAACCCCCGGGCGGAUCGAUAACAAUGGUAGGCCUCAAAAUAGCAUGAACUUAGAAAAUUUAAAAAAGAAAGACGUUGUUAACGUUGGCUUUAAUAAAGAUGCUAAAAACAAAGAGCAUGACUGUCGAUCUGGAUUGUUACCAAAAAUAUGCUUUCUUGACAGAGCUAAGGAUGCUUGUAUUCUGGAAUUGGAUUGUGAUAGCAGCCUCGUUCCUGCACCAUUCAAAGAUUUCAGGGACUUUCGACAAAUGUGGGAGGGGACACCCCAAAGCAAAUUCGUACAUGUCAUAGGACAACAUCCAACCACAAUGAUUGUUGUUAUAGACCCCGGUUGCAAAAUAAUAUCAAAAGAAGAUAAAAAGGUUAAAAAAAUUAAAAAAUGGCUCAAGGCAAAUAAAAGUAAGCUUGUCAGAAACGGACACAAUAAAUAUGAUGUUGAAGAAUGUUACGAGUAUUAUUAUGACAGUGAUGACUAUUUGCUGCUUGACACAUAUUUAGAAUUCGGAGCAAGUGGAGGCGCUGUAGUGUCAUUUACACCUGACGGAGACAUUGCUUUAGUUGGGGUUCUGCUACAAGGUAUUCCAUCUUGGUACUGGAAUAAAGAAGGUAUCGAACAUGGCUAUUCGAGUAAGGUUCGAAUUGAGGUUGCAUGCCCAAUAUCAAACAUUCUAAGUUCAAAGGAAUGGAAUGAUUCAGAAAAACGAAGAAUAAUUGAACAAGAUGACACUUCCAUAAAAAUCGAAGAAGAUAUGGAAACAGAUGAUGGAGACAAAAAUGCAGUCGAUAAAAGGCUUGCAUCUUUAACUCUAGAUGAUUGAGCUCCAACAAAUAUGAGGACUCGUUUGCUUGAUUUAAGAAAUGUGUUGCAAUGCAUUAUUUACAAUAAUUUUUUUGUCUUUAAUCAUAAACGUACAAGUUAAUGAACUUGAUUACAUCCAUCUUUCAUUAAUUCCAUUGCAGUUUACUUUUAUCAUAUUGUGGUCGGUAUACAGUUAAAUUGCAUGCAGAUAGAUUUAUUUUUUUUUGUAUAGAUUAUUGUAAACAUUUCGUCAUUCAGAUAAAUUUUAUCCUAAAGUUGUGAAUCACAGGAUGUUCUAGUAAUUAGAAUUCAUUUUCACAACUAUGUUUUCAAAAACAUUUUCAGGGUCUUUUGAUUCCGUCAUGUGAGAAAGCUAUUCAGCAAGCAUUUUGAGGAUCGAUGGUACUACUCAGGCGUCAGCUUUUAUCCUGGAAUAAUACAUAAAAGGAUACCAGUAAAGCAGAGUCAUAUGACCUUUUUAGUGUCGGUAUACUUGGAAUAGAACAACAACAAUUUUUUUAAUGUUAUUUUCCAUUGGUGUUAGAGCUGUGUUUUACAUAAUUCAUUGCAUUGUAAAUUUAUGACACAUUUCUUAAUAAAGACAUUUCAUUGCA
Molecule: messenger RNA, 2392 nt
Organism: Ruditapes philippinarum (Manila clam)
Lineage: Eukaryota; Metazoa; Mollusca; Bivalvia; Venerida; Veneridae
Exons: 9
Coding region: 409-1797 (462 amino acids)
Source: RefSeq, a predicted model, not a curated record